Messenger RNA from Rattus rattus (black rat), 1678 nucleotides. RefSeq names its product transmembrane protein 70 (gene Tmem70). The record is from RefSeq and is a predicted model, not a curated record. The transcript has 3 exons. Lineage: Eukaryota; Metazoa; Chordata; Mammalia; Rodentia; Muridae. Gene Ontology annotation, biological process: mitochondrial proton-transporting ATP synthase complex assembly. The coding region runs from base 120 to 881 and encodes 253 amino acids. Gene Ontology annotation, cellular component: mitochondrial membrane.
CGGCGUGUUCAACUUAAGGGGCGGAGCCUCACCUCUCUUGACUGCUACUGUAGUGUAAAGUCGCUUUUUGGCGUCUUUGGCCGCUGCUGCAAACCGACAGCCUCCAUCCAACCCGCAGCAUGUUGUUGCCUUUGGUCAGUCGGUGGACAGCGGGCCUAUGGCACGGCCGGACUAGGACGUCGUGGUGUGCGGCCGCCGCGCUCCGAGGUUCCAGGGUCAUCCUCCGGCGUGCGGCCUUGCGCACUGAGCCCGCGCGACUGCGGAGCGGCGUGCUCCUGCCGCUAGCCGAGCCUUUGGGGUCACCCCGGCGAGCGCAGAUACCUGUUUGUUGGAGACCAUGUGUCUGCCUCUUACAUACACAAGUUGGUAAACCAGAAGAUGGCAGGCUGAUUUAUACUGGGAACCUGGCCCGGACAGUAUUUGGUGUGAAAUGUUUCUCUUAUUCUACAAGUGUGGUCAGCCUUGCAUUCUUACCGUACCUUCUCUCACAAAGUAACAUGAUGUUUGGAAGUCUGCCUUUGCAAGUCUUAUUUUAUGGAGUCAUGGGGAGCUUCACGGUGAUCACUCCCACGCUGCUUCACUUUCUUACAAAAGGCUAUGUCAUUCGGUUGUACCAUGAAGCCACAACAGAUACUUACAGAGCCAUUACUUACAAUGUUGUGCUUUCAGAAAGCAGCACAGUGUUUCACCAGGGUGACGUGACAGUUCCAGAGAGUACACACAUAUUUACCACCUUUUAUGCUAAAACGAAAUCGCUAUUGGUUAAUCCAGCACUCUUUGUAAACCCUGAAGACUAUAACCAUCUAAUGGGUUAUGACAAACCAUUCACUUUUGAUAUGGAAGAAGUCAAUGAAAAGAAACUGCACGAGGGUGAGAAAUGAACCUGUUCUUUGUCUGUGCUUAAAUGUCAUGCAUUUUCAGCUAACAAUAAUAAUAGUAUUGCCUUUAUUUUGUUAUUGUUUUCUAGUGAGUGAUUGUUAAAAACAUAAAACAAGUAUAAGUAAGGGCUAAGGACGCAGUAGUUGGUACUGUGUUUGCCAUAUGUGAGGCCCUAGGAUCGGCCUUCAUUUACCCAGUGUGCUUUUGUACACCUAUAAUGCCAGCACAGCGGACAUGGAGGGAGGAAGAUCAGAAAUUUGUCAUCCUUGGUUAUGUAGUAGGUCUGAGGUCAACCUGGACCUUGUCUUAAAAACAGAAAUUGAAACUAUCGUGUAGAAUUUUGAAUAAUUUUUACAUGACAAUGUUCCUAUGUAAUAAAAUAUGUUUAAUUAAGAACAAGUUGUCUUUGUUUAAAAUGUGGAUGGUCAUGUGUAUUCUGGUAUAUGUAUGGCUACAUUUAUUUGCUGAUAUUGCUUUUAGAGAGAAUCUCACUAUGUAAGCUGAAUGUCUGGAACUUACUGUGAAUUAAUAGAGACCAGAGAUCUAUCCUCUUCUGUGUGUGCCAAUACAUCUGGGCCACGAAUGGAUAGAGUAACAGUAGGUGCCUAGGACUGGAGAGAUGGCUCAGCGGUUAAGAGCACCCGACUACUCUUCCAGAGGUCCUGAGUUCAAUUCCCAGCAACCACAUGGUGGCUCACAACCAUCUAUACUGCGGUCUGAUGUCCUCUUCUGGUGUGUCUGAAGACAGCUACAGUGUACUCUACAUAAAAUAAAUAUUAAAAAAGGUAUGCCACCACUA